AUGUGCAGGGUAAAAUUAAAAAAAUAUGACAGUGUUGUGUUUACGCAACGAUGGCCUCAAGCUGUUUGUUACAAGUUUAAAAAAGAUAAAAAUGUAAACGACUGUCAGCUGCCAAAUCAUGAUCGUUGGACAAUUCAUGGCCUUUGGCCUACACGUAUGGGUCAAAGAGGUCCUGUUUUUUGUAAAACAAAAUUUGAUUUUAAUAUUGAAAAAAUUGAUACAAUUAAAGAUAGCUUAAAAGAAAAUUGGACUGACUUUCAUGAAGACGAUAAUAAUGAUAAUGAUUAUUACUUAUGGAAACAAGAAUGGAAAAAACAUGGUUCAUGUUUAGUUGAAAAUAAUCAUCAAAAUACAAUAUUUGGUUAUUUUAAAAAAGGUAUUGAUUUAUUAAAAAAUUAUCAAAUGAAAGAUAUACUAAAAAAGGCAAAUAUUCAUCCUGGAAAUAUAUACAAAAUUUUACACGAAAAAAAAAAAGUGUAUUUAGAAGAAAUAUCAAUUUGCAUGAAUCGAGAUAUGAAUUUCAUAAUUGAUUGCGAUGGUGUUGGAACUUUGAUAAAUAGUUUACCAAAUUUAUCACUCAAGUAUCUUGAUCAAACAAAUGAAGAGAUAAUUUCACCAUCAACAAAUAAAAAUUAA
Molecule: messenger RNA, 636 nt
Organism: Aphidius gifuensis
Lineage: Eukaryota; Metazoa; Arthropoda; Insecta; Hymenoptera; Braconidae
Product: ribonuclease T2-A-like
Exons: 3
Coding region: 1-636 (211 amino acids)
Biological process (GO): RNA catabolic process
Cellular component (GO): extracellular region
Molecular function (GO): ribonuclease T2 activity; RNA binding
Source: RefSeq, a predicted model, not a curated record